Fundulus heteroclitus (mummichog) is the source of this 3204-nucleotide messenger RNA. Its product is annotated as 5'-AMP-activated protein kinase subunit gamma-2. The transcript is spliced from 14 exons. The record is from RefSeq and is a predicted model, not a curated record. The coding region runs from base 710 to 2038 and encodes 442 amino acids. Lineage: Eukaryota; Metazoa; Chordata; Actinopteri; Cyprinodontiformes; Fundulidae.
CAGCUGUCACCGAGGCGGGCAACUGCAUUGUGUUCAGCUGGAAGUUACAAAUGAAGGCUUUUACCCCCAGAAGCAGCCCGGCGAAGUGACCUCACGUGAUGACUGAGUGAAGCAGAUGUUCCUGUGCUGAAUUUACUCCGUGAGAAAGAGGGAGGGUGGGGAGACGUGCCGCCUGAGCCAAUCAGCGGGGCUUUUUGUAUGGACUCGCCUCCUUUUACAGCGGCGGGCGGGCUUGCUAUAUUAGAGAGAUGCCACCCACAGCUGCACCUGACAAUUUACAGCGCCAGCACCUCUGAGAGAGGGAGGGAGAGAAGACAAGGCGCUCUGAUCUGAGCAUCGCCGACGCCAAAGCUCUCUGGAAUUUACAGCUUUCACAUCCCUGUCCCUUAUUUUUAAUUUAGGAGCUGCACACCACCUCCUGCUGGCUCAGCACUUCCUUUUUUUUCCCCUUUUGAUUUGCCAGUUCACUCCUAUAUCUUGGAAAGUUGCGCUAAUUUAUUAAAGUCAGCCAGUUUCUUGAAGACCAUCGGUUUUCUAAGCUGGAUUUAUUUUCAACUUUAAAGACACAGACAAAAAAAGAGAAACAAAACAACAACCCCGAAAGCAAAUGGAGUAACUCUGUCGGGGGGCAGUUGUGAGAGUUCAUUCCCAUCGAGAUGCGGAUGGUCAUGGUCAAAUUGAGUUUUGAGCCAACCACCCAGUGCUUCCCAUGAAGAGGUUUGGCAGCCUGAGAAGGAGCAAGAAACGAAGAGAGCAGGAUGGGCUAGAGGGACGGCAUCAGUCCGAGGCGUCGUGUUUGGCCGCUUCUGGACUCUCCACGCCUCCCUCCACUCCAACCCAGGCAUCCAGCCAACCUGUGUUCAGCCAGGAGGCCCAGCAGCAGAGCGGCCCCAGCCCAGAACGCCCGGAGCCCGAUUCUCGAGCCCGCUCCCUGUCCACGCCCCCGGACACAGGGCAGCGCCUCAGCCUUCCUUGCGCUAAACCUCCGAUCCCAUCAACCAGUCCUGUGCCACCCGUCUCUACCUCACAACAUGUCUACGGCUUAUUCGAAGGUAUGCUGGAGAAACUUGAACUAGAUGAUGAUGCUGCUGAGCCUGAGAGUGAUAUUUACAUGCGCUUCAUGAAAUCCCACAAGUGCUACGACAUCGUCCCUACAAGCUCCAAGUUGGUGGUGUUUGACACGGCGCUCCAAGUUAAGAAGGCGUUCUUCGCUUUGGUGGCCAAUGGCGUGCGAGCUGCUCCUUUAUGGGACACAGAGAAGCAAAGCUUUGUGGGAAUGCUGACAAUCACAGAUUUCAUCAUCAUACUGCAUAGAUACUACAAGUCACCCCUGGUGCAAAUUUAUGAAUUGGAGGAACACAAGCUUGAGACGUGGAGAGAGGUUUACCUUCAAGCGACGUUUAAACCUCUCGUGAACAUAUCCCCAGACGCCAGUCUGUUUGACGCUGUGUACAUCCUCAUCAAAAACAAAAUUCACCGCCUGCCUGUCAUCGACCCUGUUACCGGGAAUGCACUUUAUAUUCUCACACACAAGAGGAUCCUGAAGUUCCUCCAGCUGUUUGUGCGUGAAAUGCCAAAGCCAGCUUUCAUGAAGCAGACCCUGGGUGAGCUCGGCAUCGGGACUUACCACGAGAUCGCGUUCAUCCACCCGGACACGCCCAUCAUUAAAGCGCUCAACAUCUUCGUGGAGAGACGAGUGUCUGCUCUGCCUGUGGUGGAUGACUCCGGCAAAGUUGUGGACAUUUAUUCCAAGUUUGACGUGAUUAACCUGGCGGCAGAGAAGACCUACAAUAACCUGGACAUCACGGUGACGCAGGCCCUGAAACAUCGCUCGCAGUACUUCGAAGGGGUUGUGAAGUGCCACAAAAUGGAAACGCUGGAGACAAUCGUGGACAGAAUAGUCAAAGCAGAAGUCCAUCGGCUGGUGGUGGUGGAUGAGCGCUCCAGUAUCGAGGGCAUUAUCUCCCUUUCAGACAUCCUCCAGGCGCUGGUGCUCAGCCCAGCAGAUGCCUGUAAGGAGGAGAACCUGACUGAAUGAGCUUGUGGUGCAUCAGCUUUUGUGGUGGAAGUGAAUAAACUUACAGUUGAAGGUGGAUCGUGUGAAGCCGGCGUGGAAGUCCUGGAGACCGCCACCAUCAGUGGGCUGUAGCGGCCCGGAAAGGCCUGGUACAGCUGAUUGAAGUGGAGUUGUUUUUGCACUGAGGGAUGAUUUAUUUCUUUUUUCUUUAUUUUUUAUUUUUUUACUUCUUCCAGUCUGUUUAAACACUGACCAGAUGCGCACACCUUACAGAUAUAUUCAAAAGUAUAUGCAAAAUGCAGAGGAAUUGCAGUAUGGCAACCUUAUGGGGGCAAAGAGGGAGAUGGAGGAUGUUUUCUGAUAGAUUUGGGCUUUCGAGCAGUUCCAAUCAUGCAGCUGUCAUCAGAUGAUUUAAAGUAUACUUUAACAUUCAUAGAAGCAACUUCUUUUAGCAGCACAACUACGCUUGCCCACGGAGAAUAGGACAACUGCUGUCAUCGAGGAGAAGGAUUGCCAGUGCCAACAUGAAAAUCGCUCCAUGCCCAGUUAUUCGUGCCUUUCCGCGGUCUCCCUCCCCACGUCACUGUGCUCCGUUUUGAGUUUACGGUUUGAAGUGAGAGCUGUUUAGGGUUAGCUAGGUGAUGCUCGAAAUAAAGGAUUCCUGGAAGAUCAGACACAUGCACAGGAAAGAGGAACGUUGUCGGAGCAUUUUGUGUCGGUUUCUCACUGUCGGCGUGACUCCAGAGUGCUUUUUUUUUUUUUUUUUUUUUUUGUAAUAGAUAUGUAAGAUUGAAAAAUUUAUUUUUAGGGGUUUCAAGACAUUUUUACUGUUUAUUCUCAUUAGUUUGGAUGCUUCACACAAAUAUGAGUGUGUUUCAGCUGGAUCUCGACAGGACUCAUCUCCAUCUUCUGUAAAUGAGAUUGUUCUCAGAAACCAUGUCACAGAAAGCUUUAUUUUUAUGAAUGUGUUAACAUAUAUAUAAAGAUACUUCAGUUCAAAUGUUAUUUUUGUACAUAUUGUAGCAAUAUGUCUAAUUCAGAGAACCUUUGUAUCAAAUCGACAUGUACUGUAAAUGUGCAAAGCAUGACAAACUACACUUCAGCAGAAUGAAUGUUCUUUGUUUUACUUUUUCUAUUUUUCUGGCUGCAGAAAAAUAAACAGACACUGAAUGUACUCUAAAGGCUGA